Molecule: messenger RNA, 5922 nt
Organism: Limulus polyphemus (Atlantic horseshoe crab)
Lineage: Eukaryota; Metazoa; Arthropoda; Merostomata; Xiphosura; Limulidae
Gene: cv-c
Product: stAR-related lipid transfer protein 13-like
Exons: 14
Biological process (GO): actin cytoskeleton organization; signal transduction; regulation of Rho protein signal transduction
Molecular function (GO): lipid binding; GTPase activator activity
Source: RefSeq, a predicted model, not a curated record
UGAAUGAACUUAAAACAGUAGAGCUAAUUUUAGUUUUCUUCUAUUUUUUUCCAUGUUUAUCAGAAUUGGAAGCGAUAGAAGCUUGUAAUUGGUUGAAAGCUGCAGGAUUUCCACAGUAUUCCCAACUCUACGAAGAUGGUCUUUUCCCCAUUGAUAUCAGUAGUGUUCAAGAGGAUCAUAAAUUCCUUGAUCCUGACUCAAUUCAAGCAUUAUUCAGGCGACUCAAUACCUUGAAUAAAUGUGCAAAAAUGAAGGUUGAAAACUUGCCAAGGAAAUCUAUUCAACCUCUUGAGGAAAGUGAUGAAGAACAGUGUGCACUUAGUGAAAACUGGCAAUUUCAGCUAACUAAUCGAAGAUGGUCUCGAAUUCCUUCACCUCUGGAAGUUAGCAUUGCUGUCAAUAAACACCUGAACACCUCAAAAGACUAUAUCCCUGACAACCAAUUUACAAGUAGUCAUGAUAGUGUGUUUGUGGACGAUAACCAGAGUAGUCCUGAUAGUCUAGGAGGAGCAUUUUCUGCAAACUAUGAAGAACAGAUGACUCAUAAUUAUUUGCCUGUCACAAUGGAUGAAGACCAUUCUACUUCUGGGUCAGGAGAAUCAACUAGUUGUGGUUCUGAGAAAUCAUCAGAUCUUUCUGAAAAUGGUAUUGAAAAUUUUUACCGUAAUGGAAGUGAAAGGUUUAAAGACAGUGCGAAAGCUUUACUAAGGAGGAUUGAAAGUCUUAAAGUAAAGCAUAAAAAGAAGAAUCAGGAAGCAGUAGUUGAUGGAGAGCAACACAUCUCUAGGGGACUAGCUAGUGAUUCAUCACCAGGUAGUGAAGGAGAAAGAAGCUCAGCUAGCAGUUUGGCUCCUUCUCCACAGAUGUCUUGCCAUAAAAUUUCACAAGAGACUUCAUCUGAUCAUAGUUCUCUUCAAGAUGAAGAAUCUGAUGGAAGUCAACAGAGCACACCUCAAUUACAACACAAAACAAAGUGGCACACUGCUCAGGUGAAUGACUUGAAUGCUUUUAGUGAUUCUGAGUCUUCAACACCAAAGUUAAGUCGUCACUUGAAAGAUGCAAACAGUAAUAUUGCAGAAUAUGGCAAAAAAGAACAGUUAAGUGGGCCAGGUAAUAAAGUCAACAAUGUAUUUCUUGGUAAAGAUUUAAGUGGAAUUAAAGAGAAUGAGAAUUGCAGUUAUAAAAAUAAAAAAUUCCACAAAAGUUACCUUGACAAUAACUCUUCAAAUAAACCAGUAAAGCAUCUGCCAACAGACAUCUCUAAGCAAAAAAGAAAUGAAGAACAAACCAAACAAGUCAACAGCACAUCAAAUCCAAUCAUUGUUCUCAGUCGGACUUCCUCAGUUGAACAGACAACUAAUAGGCUAAAUAGAAUAUUUACAGCUCCAUUUCUAAGCCAAACAAAUGAUGAUCAAACACCUCCAGAAUCCAAUAGCGUGUUUUACACUUCCCUUACUCCUGAUAACUUUGAAAUGGAGGUAAACAGUUCACAAGAUGAAACUGAAAGAUCAACAAGGGAAAGACGAGAUUCUGGAGUUGGUUCUUCUCUCACUAGAAGCUCUUUGUAUGUUCAGAGUUCAACAUCACAAAUUAGGUGGCACUGGUUUCCAUCCAUUCGACGUCAAAGCUCAGUUAGUAUUCGAACAGUAACAUCACAUGGCCUUCAUAUUAGCAGUCUAUCAGCUUCACAGUUAAUGAAGCUGAGGAAGCUAGCACUUCUGAAGUUAACAUCACUUAUGGAAAAGUACAAUCCAACAAGCCGAAGUGGCUGGAACUGGGGUGUUCCGAAAUUCAUUCGUAAAAUACGAACCCCAGACUAUAAAGACAAGGUUGUGUUUGGUGUACCACUACUUUUGAUUCUUCAGAGGACAGGACAGCCUCUUCCUCCUUCUAUUCAGGUGGCUAUUCGCUACCUUAGGAAGACAGCUUUAAAUGCUGUUGGCCUGUUUCGAAAGUCAGGAGUACGAUCUCGCAUUCAAAAGUUGAGAAACUUGAAUGAUUCCAAUCCAAGAAACAUAAGUUAUGAAAACCAGCAAGCCUAUGAUGUUGCAGAUAUGCUGAAACAAUAUUUUAGAGAACUACCAGAUGCUUUAUUGACCAAUAAACUAUCUGAAACAUUUAUCAGUAUCUUCCAGUAUAUACCAGUGGAGAAUCGGAAAGAAGCAAUUCAAGCUGCUAUUCUUUUGAUGCCUGAUGAAAAUCGUGAGGUUUUGCAGUCUCUGCUUGCAUUCCUCCAAGAAAUUUCUCAGUGUUCUGAUGAAAACCAGAUGACAGCUACAAACCUUUCUGUGUGCUUUGCACCAUCACUGUUUCACCUAACAAUUCCAAGAAGUGCUAGUGCCAGUCCAAGGCGAAGGAAAGUUGUUGGAGUUCCAGAUCAAAAAGAGCUCAGUGAGAACCGUGCUGCCCAUGAGUGCUUAACAUAUAUGAUUAACAACUACAGGCAACUGUUUUCGGUAAAAGAGGACAACCUCAGACUAGCCAAUGCUGAACAAUUGGAACCUCCAACAUUAGAAGAACUUGGAAGCCUGACAAAUCCGAGAAACUAUAACUGGAAAACCCAUGUUGAAAUGUACCUACAGGGAUUACAGAAGGAAGCACGUGACAAAUUCAAAAGUUGGUUGGUGGUUCCUCAUAAUGACUGUGUGGAAGUAUCAUAUAAAAAAGUAGAUGAUGGACAUCCAUUGAGGCUAUGGAAGGUAUCUGUAGAAAUUGAAGCUCCCCCACUAGAAGUACUGAACAGGAUACUGAGAGAGAGGAAUGUAUGGGAUGAUUCUUUAGUUAAAUGGAGAGUUGUGUGUAGAUUAGAUAACCAAUGUGAAGUUUUCCACCAUGUCUGUAACUCUCUCGGUCCACAUCCACCUCGUGAUUAUUGUGUUCUUAGAUCCUGGAGAACUGAUUCACCCAAAGGUUCUUGUAUGCUUGUUGAAACAUCUAUAGAUCAUCCAGAUGCUCCUCCGUUACCAGGCAGUGUACGAGGGGUUGUCCUUGCCUCACAUUUCUUAGUUGAACCAUGUGGUGCAGGCAAGUCUCGUUUGACUCAUAUCAGUCGAGUGGACACUCGAGGAAGGUCACCAGAAUGGUACAACAAGGCCUUUGGUCAUAUUUGUGCCCUUCAACUCAUCUGUCUUCGAGACUCUUUCAAACAUGGAACAGAAGGUCCCGAGACAAAAGUCUGAUUCAAUAAGUGUGAUUCACUUAUUUACUCCAUUCCAAGAUUAAUAACAUUUUUUCUAAAAGGCGGGUUUAAUUAAGAAAGUCAUCAACAGUAUGUAUAGUCUCUAACUAGUCAUGGUCUUUCAAUGUUAUUAUCAAAACAUAAUGUAAAACAGGAGUAUGUAUAGAUAUCUUCCCUUUUGUACAUGGAACUAUACAUUUAUGUUCCUUAGAAACUUUUCAACAAGGAAGAGCUUGCUUGUGAACUUUUGUGAUAUAUAUUUUGAAUCAUCUGGAACCAAGAUGAGUUGAUGGAACCUGUCAUAUAUAAGCUCUAUAUUCUCAUCAGCUUUGUACAUAAAAUGAAUAAUCCACCAUAACAGGUAGGGUUUUUGUAAACUGGUAAACACAGCUGUGAAAACGUUUAAUUUUUGCUUUUUUUCAAUUGACAAUGCCUUGUAUAGCUGCUUGCAAUACUUUUCAAAAUAGCUCCUGCUUAUGUAACUUUCAUUUUUAUUUGACUGACAAUCCAAUAAAAAAAUCUCUUAUUUUUACUAUACAGAUAAUUUUAUUUUGACUAAGACCUAUUAAGCACCCCUUUUAUUAAUUUGUUUAUGAAAAUAAUAGGAAAUUAAUACACGUAAUUGAGGUCAGUUUUAGUGGAUACAGAAUAAGGUAAUGUUGAUAGUUGAAUGUCAUACAUAUGUACUGAACUCUGUUGAACUUGAUGAAGUCAUUUUUUCAGUGUUGUUAUCACACUUCUUUUAUUCACUAAUACACAUGAUUUAUUACUAAAAACUUAUUUAAUAUGCAUACAUAUCUUUAUAACAGAAAGUAUAACUUCACUCUUCUAAACUUUCGAAGUGUGUGCGUGCUAUUAUAUAAAAUAUUUUUUCUCAUUAUGAAUAUUAUUUGUAUGAUAAUUUUAAUGCAAAUGGCACUUAUAUUACUUACCCCUUUUCCAACCAAUUUAUGUUUAUUUCAAAAAUACUUAGAGAUAUUAAAAAUUUCAUGCUUUAUAGUAAACUCCCAAAACAAAGUUUUCUUCUGAUUCUUUAUAAAAUUAACUGUUUAAAGACAAAGUUUCUGUUUGUAAUAGAUGACUUAUUACUGAUAAUGCACACUGGACAUGGUUUGGCUGAUCCAAUAUUUUUUUGAGUUUGAACUAGUUUUUUUUUUAAAUUAAUUCUUAUUAUGCUUGUAUUCUUAUUUUCACACUUCUUAAAAUUUGCAUCUUUCCCUUUGAUAAUGUGAGCUGAAAAUUAUAAGUAUUCCCCUGAAGAAAACAACAAGAAGUAAAAUUACACUUUGUUUGUUCACACACAUUUGAAUUAUUGGUUAAUUUCUGUCAUCCUAUAAAAUUUAUCCUCUGUAAAAAAGUAACAGUUUAUCUUCAUUAAGUUCAUACAAUGAUAUUAAAUGAUAACAAAAUUAAUCUUAAAUCCCAAAUUCUGCAAGCAGCAUCCAAUGCUAAGCAAAUGAUAGAUAUACUUUUUUGAGCAAAUGGGCAUUAUAUCCAAAUACAAGUGUCCAUUGAGAAAGUUCUUUACUAUAGGCAUAUUUGUUGUUAUCUGUUAUUACAGAGUUUCAGUGCUAUGUGUACACUGAUGUUUUUAAUAUAUUUUUUAGAAAUGCUUAAAAUUUACAGUUAGUUCUUGUUUCUGCACUUAACCUAAACCAGCUUUUAUUAAAAAUUUCUUGAUGUUAGACACGCUGAAGAGUUAUGUAAUAAAAACCUGUGCCAUAAUGUGCACAUUUAAAUGAUAAUACUAAAACUAGUUUAGCAGGACCACCUGAAUCAGAUGUUGACUAAGAACAUAAUUUUGAUUAGUACAGUUUAUAUACACACUGUUUUAAUGAAGGACCAUGUACAUAUGCAUAGCUGUAUUAAUAGUGUAAUUGUUUUCUAUAUUGUAUAUAUUCAACUAGUUCUUUCUCGUAAAAUGUAUGAAAACUAACUGAAAAAGUACAUAAAAUAUGAACCAAGGCUUAAUUAAGCAGGAUUAUUUUAUUCUUAUGAAGGUAUGACUUAUUCUUAACAUUGUAUAUAUGUUUGUCCAAGUAGAAACAGUGUUAUUUACAUAUUUCUCCCAAAAUAUGGAUCCUCUAAGCAGAAUGUAUCUUCAGUUAUCUUGAACCAGAAGUACUGAGUUCUUAACUUGAAGUUUGGACUCAAAGUAAAUGUUAAAAUUUUUGUACAGAUUAUUACUGUAGGUUGAGAUAGUCAUUCAUUGUGUGUGGGGACUUGAAUAUAAUAAAAACAAUGUUAAUGUUAUGAAGCACAUUUCAGCAACAGUUCAUUCAGUUGGAAAUAUAGAGCUUUGUAGAAAGAAAAAAGUAAUUAUCCUCAAAAGAAUUGAGACAAGCACAAAACUUUAUAACAGAAAUGAGUUUAUGAUCAAAAAUACAGGUUUGUUAAAUAAAUUCAAGUUCCUUGGCUAUGUACAUUUUUUUUCAGUGUCUCUGUAAAACAGUCACAUUUAUUGACCUGUCUCAAAUAAUUAGAAAGAAGGUGUUAUAGAUAUAGUCCACUAACAACUACUAAGAUGCCAAAUGUGUAUAGUUUUAACUAUUUGUUUGCCAUUCGUUAUUUGGCCUGAAAAAUCUAUUCUUGUUGAUCUUUAAUCUCAUCAUUACUGUACCAUUGUUCAUGUCAUGUAUAAUACAAAUCUAUUUCUAGUGUCUUAUGACUGUGUUUCUAAAACCCAUUGUGUACAGAUGUAACUAUCACAUGUCUGUGUUAGAAUAAACUUUAUUUAAUAUUUC